Racocetra persica is the source of this 673-nucleotide messenger RNA. Lineage: Eukaryota; Fungi; Glomeromycota; Glomeromycetes; Diversisporales; Gigasporaceae. The record is from the annotation of a GenBank genome assembly.
GGAUAGAGAUUAUGAAGCUUUGGAAGAUCAAUUAUUACAAUUACAACGCUCUUAUACUGAAUUAUCUCAAAAAUAUGCAAAAACUGCCGCUGAAUUGGCUUUACAUCAAGAUAAUUAUGAUGAAAUUGAAGUAUUAAAGAAUGAUUAUCCCGGAAUAAAAUUAAGGGUGGUUUCUGAACAAGAGAUAGAACAAUAUGAAAAAACAAUAUCUUCACUCGAAAGUAAACUUGCUAUUACUAGUGCUGCUUUAUCUCAUUCGGAUUCUAUGUUAAAAGAACAAGAAAGUCGAAUAGAAAGUGCUGAUUCUACAAGUCAACAAAACAAAGAUUUAGUUUCUAAUCUUCAAAAAUAUAUUAAAGAACUUGAAUCAAAACUUCAAAAACGUGAAAUUGAUGCUCGUAUUGCCGCUUCUCGUGAUAAUCUCCCGGAAAAAUUCAUUAGUGAAACUAUACAACUUUUGGAAUCAAGACUUAAAGAAAAAGAAGAUGCUUAUUCUGAACUCGAAGAAAAAUUUAAUAAUAUUCAAGUCGCUGAUCCUAAUAAUAAUGAUUCUUCUCCUGAAAGUGAUAAAAUUACUCGUCUUGAAGCUAAAUUAGAAUUUCUUAGCAAUGAAGUAAAUAAACUUAGGGGUUUAGGUAUCAAGUUGGGUCCGGAUGAUCGUCCGGAAAGUUAG